Anthonomus grandis grandis is the source of this 2866-nucleotide messenger RNA. RefSeq lists its product as uncharacterized. The record is from RefSeq and is a predicted model, not a curated record. Lineage: Eukaryota; Metazoa; Arthropoda; Insecta; Coleoptera; Curculionidae. The transcript is spliced from 7 exons. Bases 409 to 2388 code for a protein of 659 amino acids.
CGUUGAUAAAUCAUAACCCUAUAGGUACCCUAAGAUAAUUGUAGGAUUUUUUAUAUUUUUGUUUUUUAACUUCCUAAGUUAGUAAUAGGUUAGAUAAAUUCAGCUCAUAAUAAAGAAUGUUUUGUUCUUAUUUUAUUAUCUUUGCACAAAGAAAUUACUCACAGUAAACACGUGACUCAUCAAUUCUCGUGAAUCAGUUAGAUAUUCGUGUUUAUCUUUUGUGUUUUUUUAAAGAAUCAAUAUCUCUGUUUUUAAACGGCUUAUUUCUUUUUUGCGACAUAUACAAAAAUCGUGUAAAUCGAAUAUCGUCGGAAAUGCAAGUAAGCAAACAAACUGGGAUCCGAGAUCUCAGCUUGUGGAGAAAACAUACUCAUUUGUAAUGUGUCAGUGUGCUGGUCAAUAGACGAAAUGUCUAGAAGUAAAAAAAUUUUAUCAUUGAAAAAACGUGAUAAUGAUGAAAAUACAUACAAAUUUGUCGAUGAAAUAGAUCCAUGGGUUGAAUUUAAGCAAUGGAAAAAUAAAACAAUAUGUAAAAGUGAAAAUAAAGCCCGUUCGUUAGUAGCUGAAGAAAACUUGGCAUGCAGCUCCAAAAUAAGGGAAAAUAUUUCUAACUCUUCUUCACGAGUUUCUCCUAGUAUAUCCUCGCAUGAACAAACUAUUACUCUAGAUACGGAUGAUAAAGAUGUGUCUGAUACUGAAACUAUUCUACCCCAGACAGAUAGAAUUAUUAUUCAGAAUAAUGAGAACAAAGAGAAAACAAUAAUUAAUACUAAAAUUACUGAUGGCAACUUUAACAAACAAAAUACGCAAUAUCGAGAAAUAUUACACCAAAAUGUUCCGAAAUUAGAAUCAUCGAUUUCCAGUCAUGAAAUUGAUAUAAGUCGUAGAAAAAACAGAAUAUGGGAUAAAAAAGAUCAGUGUCCUUAUUGCAAUAUCGAUGUUACUAAUUUUUCAAGGCACCUCUUGAGAAAUCAUUUCAAUGAAGCUAGUGUAAAGACUAUUUUAAGUUUUAAAAAGGGCACAACUCACAGAAAACAUCUUAUCGAUUUAUUAAGAAAACAAGGAAAUUUUUCCGUAUACGAUGAAAAUAUAAUAAGACCUGUCCAGAGACCAACAUCCUCACGCUCCGAAAAACAACUAUUAUUUUUACCAUGUAUUUUUUGUAAAAGAAUGUAUCAAAAAAAUAGUUUAAAUAGACAUGUAAAGACUUGCAAUUAUAAUAACAAAAAAAAUUGCUCCAGUACAAGAUAUGCCAGCGAAGGCCAAACACUAAUUGCUUUUAACGAAACUAGAACACCAUUUUUAAACAGACUUAGGCUUAAAUCAGAGGUAUUUAGUAUUAUGCGUGCCGAUAAAAUAUCAUUAACUGGAAAAAGUGAUCCACUUAUAUGCCAAUAUGCAGAAGAUUAUUUAAAAAAACAUAAAAGACCGCACAUCAAAAAUUUAGUAAGCAAUAAAAUAAAAGAAUUAGGACGACUUUUAAUUAGCCUGCAGGAAAAUUAUAACAUUAAUUCUAUAUUGGAAAGUUUAAAUCCAGAAAAUUUUGAUAAAGUUGUUUCAUAUGUUCAGUUAAUUUCAGGAUAUACGGAAUUCUCUAAAGAAUUUCAAGCUCCUUCCUUAGCAUUACAUUUUCGAACAUUUUUACUUAGUGUUUGCUCCACUGCUGAAACCUUAAUUUUAAAAAAAUAUCCAAUUUUUCCAAUAGAAAACUAUGAAAUUUCAUUAAAACGAAUAAAAAAUUUUAGUAAACUUGUAAGUCAUAAUUGGAAAUUUGAAAUGGGAAGUUUGGCCCUUAAAGAUCUAACUGAAAAAAAUUCACUGAAUCCUCAAAGGCUUCCAGUCACUGCAGAUGUAAUAAUAUUCAACACUUAUUGCUAUGAAGUAGCUAAAAAAGCAGCAGCAGAGGUCCAAAAUAAUAUAACCAAUAUUGAAGCUUUUAAAACAUUAUCAGAAACUGAAAAACAAUUAACAAAAUAUUUUAAAAGAACAGUUACCAUUGGAAAAGGAAGUAAAGCAAUACCCAUAUUGUUUCCUACAAGAAUCCAAAAAUAUAUUAAUAUAAUGUUAAAUUUUAGAGAAAACACAAAAUGUGUACCAAGUGAAAAUCCCUAUUUAUUUGCUUUAGUAGGCAGUUCAAAUAGGUGGAUUAAUGGUGCUCGGACUUUAAGAAAAUAUGCUUAUUCAUGUGGAGCACAGUACCCUAAUACCAUAACAUCAUCUCGUUUACGGAAACAGGUAGCUACAGUGUUACAAAUUCUAAGUCUAGAUAAUGUUGAAAUGGAAGAAUUGGCCACGUUUAUGGGACACACAAAAAAAACUCAUAAAGAAUUUUACAGGUUUGACAAUUUAUGCUUAAUAUUUAUAAUUAUUUUUAUUCAAAUUUUUUAGUAAACUGCAAUAAUAAAUACUAUUAACAAACUUUACAUUAAAACUAUAAUAUUUGUUAAAUCAUUAGUUUAAAAUUUAAUAACAAUACAUCAGAGUAUAUUAAUUUAUUUAUAAUAUUGCUUUAAAAAAAAUAAUUAGAUAGACACAUUAUAUGCAAUUAAAAGAAAAUACCAAAAAAGUUUAUAAAAUUUUCGAUUGCCUCAAGAAAUAUUCCAAACUUCAAAAAUUGCUAAAUUACUUUUAAUGCUUAUGGAUCGGGGAAUUAGCAAAGAAGACCAAGGAAAAACUAUUCAAGAAAUUGAUGCUGUAAUGGAUAAAUGGGAAGAUAAUAUUGCCAAUUCACAAGUUCAUACACAAACUUCUCCAAUUCCAAGUAACUCAAACCAAAUUUAUGAUGAAGGUUCUGAAAAUCAAGCUGAAAAAACAUGUGAUCUUGAUCGUCCAAGUACCUCUGGAUUAAAACAAAUUAAUAAUAAAA